Molecule: messenger RNA, 2478 nt
Organism: Trypanosoma theileri
Lineage: Eukaryota; Euglenozoa; Kinetoplastea; Trypanosomatida; Trypanosomatidae
Product: DNA-directed RNA polymerase II subunit 3
Exons: 1
Coding region: 1-2478 (825 amino acids)
Biological process (GO): GPI anchor biosynthetic process
Cellular component (GO): endoplasmic reticulum; membrane
Source: RefSeq, a predicted model, not a curated record
AUGUCUACGGUUCCAGAUGUCUGUACACUUGUGUGGCCUUUCAUUGACAAGCGGGAUACUGCGGGUGAUGAGGACGGCUGGUUGAUUGGAUGGAAUCCCCGUGGAUUGGUGGUGGUCGUCGUAAUGGUGGUUCGCAGUCCAGCCAUUGAAGACGCACUGCGGACAUUAAAAGAAAUGAAAGGCCACGCCGGGGUUGUGGGUAGUAGCAGUUGCAACAGCAGUAGUAGUCGAGAUGAUUAUUCAUAUGGAGGGACAAAACAUCAUUCACAGCAGGAAGAACAUGAACAACGUGGUAUUCCUAGUGCUGCCUCAUUACUUGUUCUUGGACGUCUGGUAUCUUCCACAUCUAGGCCUCAUUUAGAUGUGGAAGAUCGAGUUAGAGAACGUGCAGAUAGAUGGGUGCGGACGGAACGACAAUUGAGUGAUAUUUGGCUAGAACUUAAUAGAGGACCUGUGCUUGAUCAAGUAUGGUGUUGUGGAUACCGAGUACAACCAUGUCACCUGCACGUUAUCCGCACAGAUCCAAAAAUUCGUUACUCUGUCUCACCAACAGUGUAUAGUGCUACAUCACGUUUUGGAUGUAAUGGUAUAGAUGCACUCUUGCAAGGAAGAAAACCUCUCUGUAUUUCAGGAUCUCACUCCACAUUAGAGGGUGUGUUGUUACCACCACAUAUGAUUCCUUUAGCAGGACCAUGUACAAAAGUAUCCUUCAGAAUUGAUGAAAAUAGUGCAACACAUAAUUCAUCAAGACGUAUAAAAGAAGAGAAAGAAGAGAUUGUGGAUAGUAAUACUUCUAUGGAUGAUGUAGCUAAUACUACUCCAACUAAUACUAGUAGCAGUAUUACACGUAGAGAUAGAGAAAAAGGAGAUACACAAAGUUUUUCUCCUGAUCUAUAUCAUGAAUUAUCACCACUACCUCCACCACCUCCAGUUAAUGGAUUACCUCCACGAUUGAAUUUUCCUACAAGUGCAGACUAUGCUGAACUUAGUCUUCUUUUAAGUGCCAAUAACUUUGCUCAAGUCUUACGUGAAUCUUUUGAACUUAGAGAAAAAAAUGAAAAGUCUGUAAAAAAAAAUACUUCAGGUAAGUGGGUUUCAUGGGAAGCACAUUUACAUGCAUUUAUUGGUAUGUUAGUAACAUUAUUAUUGUUUUUUGUACCUAUACUAACGUGGUUUGGAAAAGUUUCCUAUACUGCCGCAUUAUUAGAGUUUCGUUUACGUGAAAUUAUUCAUUGGCUUGCUCUAUUACAAGGACGUACACAUGUUUGUGGUCUUCAUCCUGUUUUACCUCAUAUGCAGCAUGAAGAUCCUGCAUUCCUUCGAUUUUGUCUUAUAAACUUUCUCUCUCGUGUUGUAGUAGAUGGACUACUUGGAACUGUAUGUAGUUUACUUUUGGCUGUUGGUGGAAAGGCAUUGGUGACAAAAUCUAGUGAUUUUUGUAGAACUUUCCUUUAUGAUAUACAUAUGGGAUACAUGGAUUGGUUUGAAGGAUGGCCUGCAGGUCUCAAAAUGAAUGAAGACCUUAAUAUGACCUUAUGUUUUUUUGCUAAACUAAUGCUUCAGACGAGUUGGGAUUUUGCAGUAAAUUUCAACUGGGUUGAAAUUGUAUACAAACUUCUUGUCUAUAUUUCCCUUUGUGGUGCCAGUUGUGCCUUUGCCCUCCUCUCUGAUGUUUGCGUGUUGGUAUCGCUCCAUCUUAUAUUGCUCUCUCAUGCCAUUUCCGUCCCUUACCGUGUGAUGGUGUCGACCAUGCAUAGUCUCUACCUGCAGUUCCGCGGCAAGAAGUACAACCCCCUCCGUCGACGAACGGACGCCUACGACUUUGAGGUGGAUCAGAUGCUGAUGGGCACGCUGCUCUUCACCGUGACGGUCUUUCUCUUCCCCACCCUCGCCACUUAUCACGUUUACUUUGCGCUCGUCCGCGGGGCGACCCUCGCCGCCCAGGCCGCCCUCACCGCCGCCGCCCACCUCACCCUCUACCUCCCCCUCGCCCCCCUCCUCUGCUGGGCCACGCAGCGACACGGCGGCGGCGGCGUCGCCCUCAGCACCCCGAAGGUCACGCACGUCCGGCACCACGCCAACACCGCCGGGCCCACGCAGAGGGCCUCCACCACAGUCGAAGUAACAGUUCUCGCAAAGCCCAUACAGCUGCGGCUCUUGCUGGGGGACUUUUUGCUCGUCCUGCACACAUUCGCAAAGCUUUGGCCACGACCUUUGCUCACAGUCUUCUGUAAUGCGGAGGACCCGGAUGUAACACCACCGGUGGAGCAGCUCAUUCCACAUCUUCGCAAAGACUGCGUCCACGCAAACGUAAGGAUGUUCACACAACCAGAAACAGCAGCAUCAGUAUCAGCAUCGGCAUCGGCAUCAACAACAACAGCCACAACAUCAAAAACAGUAGGGAAAAACAUAACCACACCAUCAGCAAAAGCAACAAUGUCAAUGUCAGCUUCAGGGGCAAGUUCUAUUGUAAGAUAG